AUGAAUUCGCCGCACAUAGCUCUUUCACGAGCUUCGACGAGUGUGUUGGGUCGCCUCAUCACCACCUCUGUCCCGAGGUCACGACCAUGCGGAACCCUCCUACGACAAUUCUCCCAUUUCCAGCCUUGGCAUAGCCCUUCAGAUAAACUCCAAGCGAUACCUUCGUACCAACCCUAUCCUCUCAAUCCAAACCCGCCCUCUCAGCCGCGCAAUGAACCCAUACCAGAAACUUCCAUCGCUAGUCCGAUACCGAAGGUUCACGAGACCCGGCCACCACCUCCGACCUCGGCUCCAGCGCAACGAGAAACAACCACAACUAUAGCAUCACAGCCCCAUCCCACCCUCACGGAGCAAGAGGCGCAGAAGCCAAAACCAAAGCCUGCCCCUCCAAAACGCAAGUUCAGGCCGCGCAAAGCUGCGCUGAAGCUCACACCGUCAGCCGUGGAACGACUGCGGGUCUUGUUAGACAACCCGGAGCCGAAGCUUAUUAAAGUAGGCGUGCGCAAUAGAGGUUGUAGCGGCUUGUCGUAUCACUUUGAUUACGUCGACGAACCUGGAGCUUUUGACGAGGAGGUGGAACAAGAUGGAGUGAAAGUCUUGAUCGACAGCAAGGCACUGUUUAGUAUAAUAGGAAGUGAAAUGGAUUGGGUCGAGGAUAAGCUGAACCAGCGGUUCAUAUUCCGCAAUCCGAACAUCAAGGAGGAAUGUGGCUGUGGCGAGUCUUUUAUGGUGUAA
Messenger RNA from Annulohypoxylon truncatum, 735 nucleotides. RefSeq names its product iron-binding protein iscA. Gene Ontology annotation, biological process: iron-sulfur cluster assembly. The record is from RefSeq and is a predicted model, not a curated record. Gene Ontology annotation, molecular function: 2 iron, 2 sulfur cluster binding. Lineage: Eukaryota; Fungi; Ascomycota; Sordariomycetes; Xylariales; Hypoxylaceae. Bases 1 to 735 code for a protein of 244 amino acids. Gene Ontology annotation, cellular component: cytoplasm; mitochondrion. The transcript is spliced from 2 exons.